Messenger RNA from Colius striatus (speckled mousebird), 5665 nucleotides. It is a transcript of the gene AMBRA1, whose product is annotated as autophagy and beclin 1 regulator 1. Gene Ontology annotation, biological process: autophagy. Bases 238 to 3426 code for a protein of 1062 amino acids. Gene Ontology annotation, cellular component: intracellular membrane-bounded organelle. Lineage: Eukaryota; Metazoa; Chordata; Aves; Coliiformes; Coliidae. The record is from RefSeq and is a predicted model, not a curated record. The transcript is spliced from 16 exons. Gene Ontology annotation, molecular function: protein binding.
GCGCUCGGCUGGCUGGGCUGGCCGGAGCUGGGCACGGCAGCGCCGAGCGAGCAGUGGGGCCGCUCCUUCCGGGCGCGGCCCUGGCCCCGGCGCCGGCGCCGCCGCAGCCGCCGCAGGUUUCCAUGAAGAUAAACAACUGAAAUGUGGAUAGCCUAUUUAUAACUUGGUGGUGGUUGUCAUCUGGAACGUGCUGGUGUCUCCUCCCAGUAGCUGGUGUAGCGUUGGCUACUGAGAGCCAUGAAGGUUGUACCGGAGAAGAACGCCGUGCGCAUCCUGUGGGGUAGGGAGCGGGGUACCCAGGCCUUGGGUGCUCAGAGGCUCCUACAGGAGUUGGUGGAGGAUAAAACCCGGUGGAUGAAAUGGGAGGGCAAGAAAGUUGAGUUACCAGACAGUCCACGCUCCACCUUCUUGCUGGCGUUUAGUCCAGACAGGACCCUAAUGGCUUCCACACAUGUGAACCACAACAUCUACAUCACAGAGGUGAAAACGGGCAAGUGUGUUCAUUCCUUGGUCGGACAUCGCCGCACUCCCUGGUGUGUCACCUUCCAUCCCACCAUCCCAGGCCUCAUUGCCUCAGGAUGCCUAGAUGGGGAGGUUAGAAUUUGGGAUUUACAUGGUGGAAGCGAGAGCUGGUUCACAGACAGCAACAACGCCAUCGCUUCGCUUGCUUUUCAUCCCACGGCUCAGCUUCUGCUGAUUGCAACUGCCAACGAGAUCCAUUUCUGGGACUGGAGUCGGAGGGAACCCUUUGCAGUGGUGAAAACUGCGAGUGAAAUGGAGCGGGUCAGGCUGGUACGGUUUGAUCCCUUGGGACACUACUUGCUCACAGCAAUUGUUAACCCUUCGAACCAGCAGAGCGAUGAGGAAGUGGAAAUCUCGGUGGACAGCACGGAGCUGCCGCACUACCGCCAGCGCGCCAUCCUCCCGUCCCAGCCCGUGCGGCGCACGCCUCUCCUGCACAACUUCCUGCACAUGCUGUCCUCCCGCUCCUCUGGCAUACAGGUGGGAGAGCAAAACAGUGUUCAAGACUCUGCUACCCCAUCCCCUCCACCGCCUCCACCACCACCUCCGCCUCCAGCCAGUGAGAACACAAGGGCAUCUGUCUAUAACAGGCUCCGGGAGCGUGUCAGCUACCCCACGGCAGAGUGCUGCCAGCACCUGGGGAUGUUGUGCCUUUGCAGCCGAUGCUCUAGUGCAAGACUUCCUUCUUCUCUCUUCCCACACCAGGAAAACGCACCCUCCACGUCUUCUGGGGCCACUGGCACUUCCUUCUCCUCUGUGCAGACAGAGCCUUACCAACCCCCAGAGCAGGCAUCCGUAGCUCAGGAGGAGCAGGGAAUCCUUAACAGGCCCUCUGCUUUCAGCACGGUUCAGAGCAGCACUGCUGGCAACACCCUGCGCAACCUUAGCCUGGGCCCCACGCGGCGGUCCCUCAGCGGGCCCUUGGCCUCCCACCAGUCCCGCUACCAACAGUCUGCGAGAGAGAUGGCUUCGGGCUUAGGAGGGUCUGACUGGUCCAGGACAGUGCUGAACAUGAGCUCUCGGUCAGAGCUGGAAGCCAUGCCUCCCCCUAGGACCAGCGCCUCCUCCGUCAGCUUGCUGUCGGUGCUGAGACAGCAGGAGGGAGGUUCCCAGGCGUCGGUCUAUACCUCAGCGACAGAAGGAAGGGGCUUUCUGGCCCCUGGGGCUGAGGCGGACGGCGGUGGUGGCGCUGGCCCGAGCAAUCCGGCCAGUAUCCGUAAUGAGCUCCAGUGUGAUUUGAGGCGAUUCUUCCUGGAAUAUGACCGGCUGCAGGAGUUAGAUCAGGGCAUUGGUGGGGAACCCAGCCAGUCGCAACAGGCUCAAGAAAUGCUCAACAACAACAUUGAGCCCGAUCGGCCGGGUCCCUCCCAUCAGCAGCCUCCACACAGCAGUGAGAACAAUUCCAACCUGUCCCGGGGUCACCUGAACCGCUGUCGCGCUUGUCAUAACCUGCUGACCUUUAACAAUGACACGCUGCGCUGGGAGAGGAGCACGCCUAGCUACACGCCAGGGCAGGCCCAAAGCACCUUUGAGGGUGUGCCUCCAAAUACCAGCCAGGUGCAGCCUGCAGAGAGAACCGAGGGCAGAGCUCCUGGCUCUAGCAGGCUGCAGCUGGGCAGCUCUUCCACCCCGCAGGAGGAGAGGACCGUGGGAGUGGUCUUUAACCAGGAGACGGGGCACUGGGAAAGAGUUUACAGCCAGUCGGCUUCAAGCAGACCUGGGAAUGUAUCACAGGAGGCCUUAAACCAGGAAAUGCCUGAGGAGAGCUCGGAGGAGGAUUCACUCAGGAGGAGAUUGCUGGAGUCUUCCCUCAUUUCAUUAUCUCGCUACGAUGGAGCAGGGUCCCGGGAACAUCCCAUCUACCCAGAUCCAGCCAGGUUGUCUCCUGCUGCAUAUUAUGCUCAGAGGAUGAUCCAGUAUCUUUCCCGGAGGGACAGUAUUCGACAACGCUCCAUGCGAUACCAACAAAACCGUCUCCGCUCUUCCUCCUCCUCUUCUUCCACUUCAGAGAACUCAAGCCCAUCUGUAGAGGGAAAUGAUCUGGAAUUUGAAGAUUUUGAGGACAAUGGAGACCGCUCCAGGCACCGAGCUCCCCGGAACGCCCGCAUGUCUGCACCGUCGCUCGGCCGCUUUGUCCCCAGACGCUUCCUGCUGCCAGAGUACUUGCCUUACGCUGGGAUUUUCCAUGAGCGGGGACAGCCUGGCUUGGCCACCCAUUCCUCUGUCAACAGGGUUUUGGCAGGUGCUGUGAUCGGGGAUGGACAAUCAGCCGUGGCCAGCAACAUUGCUAACACUACCUACCGGCUCCAGUGGUGGGACUUCACUAAAUUUGAUCUGCCUGAAAUCAGCAAUGCCUCUGUAAACGUGCUCGUUCAAAACUGCAAGAUUUACAAUGAUGCUAGCUGUGAUAUCUCUGCUGAUGGGCAGCUGCUGGCAGCCUUCAUUCCCAGCAGUCAAAGAGGUUUCCCUGAUGAAGGAAUACUGGCUGUGUAUUCUCUGGCACCCCACAACUUGGGCGAGAUGCUUUACACAAAGCGGUUUGGCCCUAAUGCCAUUUCAGUGAGCCUGUCUCCAAUGGGCAGAUAUGUAAUGGUGGGACUGGCUUCCCGACGUAUCCUGUUGCACCCCUCCACAGAACACAUGGUCGCUCAAGUCUUCAGGCUGCAACAGCCCCACGGUGGAGAAACCUCUAUGAGGAGAGUUUUCAACGUUCUGUACCCAAUGCCUGCCGACCAGAGGAGACAUGUCAGCAUCAACUCUGCUCGCUGGCUGCCUGAGCCAGGCCUGGGAUUGGCAUAUGGCACCAACAAAGGGGACCUGGUGAUUUGCCGACCAGAGCUUUCUGGAUUUUUUCUUUCACAUAUGUCUAGGGCAGUGACUGGAUCUGGAUUUGCAGACUUCUAAGGAUUUCCAAUGAGAAGAGCUUGCUUUUCUCAGCUUUCAUGGACCCCUUGGACUCCACCAGCCAAGUUGAAAGCUGCUGCCCUAGAGUUAAUCAAAUACAUGUUACAGUGUUUAAGCAUGAGGUUCCAAGAACUGCAAAGAUUUUUCUCAUGAUUAUAAGCAAACCAGUGAAUUGUUUUGGUCCUUAGUUGAAAGCCCAAUGGUGUGAUAUGUUAGACUUUAGCUCUCUUUUAUUUUACAGUGCUUUGAAGGUUGUUAGUGCCCUUUUGUAAACUUGCAAUUAGACUGUCUCGUUAAGGGUAAGAGCUUGAUGUUUGCCUGUCUGAGUUCCUCCCAGGGACUUCCACUGAAAACAUUUUCACAAAGCCAAGGGUUAGAAUGUGGUUUAUGAGGCACAGCUCUGGAAGGUUGAAAAGACAGGUAAUUUAAGGUGACAGAGAGGAGAGAUGAGGGAUCAUCGUUGAUAAAUACACUUAAUGUGGUAGCGCCGAUGUCCAAUAAAAAUGGCAGCAGUGCUUAUCCUGGGGAUUCUUCACCACAGGGCAAAACAGCACAAUUCUUACCAAGAAGGCAUCCCAAGAAUAGUUGCCGUGCUUUCUAAGCAAAAGAAUUAUGCAGGAAUAAUGUCUUGGUGGAGGAAGAGGAGUACAGCCCAUCAACUGUCUCGUUGGGGCCUUCAGUCCCUUUCUCCCCGAUGCAUCUUUCUCUAAGCCAAGAGUGAGAAGAGGAGUGAAAAAGCCAAAAGCUCUAUCUCCCUCUCUCUGGGCUGAUGUUUAACAUGAUUUGGGUGGAGAGCUGAGGAACAUAGUCAUAUGUGUUUAGCAGGUACCUCUUUUAGCUCAUUACCGUACUCAGGGGUGUUAACUUGAAUCCUGAUUUCACAGAUUAGGCAAAGGCCUCACUCUGGGCACCAUGGCCUUGCUGUGAAACUGUUUUGAAGUUGCUACUCUGCUUGAUACGUGAUUUAUAGCCAAAACAGGACCAACUUGCCACCACAAGACUUCCUCCCUCAGCUGCUGCUCGUGAAGCCAGUUUCACGGGCCUUCCCCCUCAAGGCCUGCACAAGAGAGAAAUGGGAACUGGCACUUUAAACCUCUUGUGUGUGAUUCCCAUGUAGACACAAGCAGAUUUAGAUGUGCUAUGACACAGAUGAUGGCUGUCUGAGCAGUGGAAUAUGUAUUGCUUUCAGUGUUCUUGGGGUGAGUCUGCACCAAAUUUGGUCGAGGCCUUGUUCUCCAUUGUGUUGUGCAAGUGCAUCUUUUGGAGCAGUGUUUCUUUUAUGCUGCAGGAACACUUCAGGGAUUUCUUUGCUUAUUUCCUGGUGCUAAACUACCUUGAUAUUAUUUUGGAUUAUGCUGCACAUGUUGAAGUUCCCUGUAACCUAAAAGCUGUCAGCUAGAAACUUGCAGCACUGCUGAUGAUCUUACCAUAUCCAUGUAGACUCCAUCUGUUGUGCAUGAGAUCAGGCAUGUGGUGCUUGAGAAGAAUCAUAUGGUCAGUGUAGAACCACACUCUUUAAAUCAGAAUAAAUACAUACAAUUGCAAUAGUGAGUAAUUCAGUUACAGCCUUCUGGUGAAAUCUGUGAUUCAAAUUCAGAUGGGACCUAUUUCAGUAGUACAGAAAGCCAGCGCUCUUCAAAUAAACCCUCUUGUUCUCUUGAACAUCAUCUUUCAUCAAGGCUUUUUUCAUACAUGAAGUUCUACAGAUAUUAUUAUGGUAUAAGCUAUAAUCACUCUCCUCCAGGAUAAGUGGCUUUCUUCAAGAAUAGUUGCUGUACUUUCUAAGCAGAAGAAUUAUGCAGGAAUAAUGUCUCUCUUCUUCUCAAUCUGUGUUAUUUUCAGUAUAGAGAAGCGAUAAGGUCUAGUCUACUGAUUAUGGCUCAUGGGAUGAACUUGGAUGAGAAGCCAGGGAAAUGAAGUCUCCCUGAGAUGCUUUGACUGAAAGCUUUUGCAAAGUUGAGCUUGAUCUGGCUGUCCUGCCUUGCCACACCUCACAUUUGAUGUCCAUUCUGGUGCUUGCAGUAGCCCCAAGGCAAGUGGCGUGUCUCUUCAUGGCACCUGACUAAUUAAAGACACAACAGGAACACAGCCCUUCUACAGCAUCAAUGUGAAACCAUGUAGCUAGAGCACUCUUACAUCUCCUUACUUCUAUCCUAGCAACAAUCAUGCACAAUUCCAACAAAACCAAAGUGGUUAUAGGAAGGUGAAAGAAGGUGGCUGCAAAAGGUGGGAGAUGUAU